Messenger RNA from Cyprinus carpio (common carp), 1145 nucleotides. Its product is annotated as thioredoxin domain-containing protein 15-like. Gene Ontology annotation, biological process: cilium assembly. The record is from RefSeq and is a predicted model, not a curated record. Gene Ontology annotation, cellular component: cilium. Lineage: Eukaryota; Metazoa; Chordata; Actinopteri; Cypriniformes; Cyprinidae.
GACGUCGUCAGUAGCGUAGCUGCGUGAACCGGAAGACGAAGUUGCCGAAUCUUUCCUCUAGAGUCCGCUGAAAGAAAACAUCAACAUUAUUGUGAUCAUCGCGCUGAACUGUCUGUCCGUUAAUGGCGGUAAAAUGUCCCCAGCACCGGACAGAUUCCGCAGUAUGGCGAUCAUGCUGUUAGUCGCCGGGAUCGCGCGUCUGUCGCGCGGAGAUGUAGCGGAGCUCCCUGAUCAGGCGGAUGUGCCGCAGAAGCGCUUCCGGACGGCGGAGAUGGCCGACGCGGUGAUGGGAGCCGCUCAGUCCGCGGGGCUGGAGCCGCUGCCGGGGGAAGCGUGUGCUGGCGGCCGCUGUGAGGAGAGCAGCCCGUCCGAAGCGCUGCUGUCCGCCGUCCUUCACAGCGAGGCCCAGAGCCAGAACUCCACCGAGCCCGCCAAGACCUACAAAGUCAGCUGCGACCGGAGGAACAUCACGGGCAUCGAGCGCUUCACGGUGCUGCUGCUCAACGCGUCUCAGGACCUGAUGGAGCUCCUGAACGCCAACAGCACUGAAUGCUCCCUGGUUCUCUUUUACACCACGUGGUGUCAGUUUUCUGCGAACCUCGCCCCGCACUUCAACGCCCUGCCGCGGGUCUUUCCCAGCAUGCACUUCCUGGCGCUGGACGCGUCCCAGCACAGCAGGUUGAUCAGUGCCGUUCCCUCGUCGCAGUCCGGCUCGUUGAGGAUGCUUCUGUGUUCAUCAGCUGCGUUUCUCUCUCGCUCUGUUCACAGUCUCUCCACGCGCUUCGGAACCGUGGCCGUGCCCAAUAUCCUCCUGUUUCAAGGAGCCAAACCCAUGGCCAGGUUCAACCAGACGGACAGAACGCUGGAGACGCUGACCUCCUUCAUCACUAACCAGACAGGUUUUGAAGCUGGUCCAGAUCAGACAGUACGGGACGAGGACCGGGUCGGACCUCUGCCCGCGGCUCCCGUCAAAAGCAUCGACUGGCUCUUUGUGUUUUCGGUGCUGUUCAUAUCCGGCUUCGCUCUCUAUGCGGUCCUCUGCACAGACAGCGUUCGCUGGCUCAUCCCAGGACAGGACCACGAGCAUCAGGACUAGAGUCUGACCUGAAUCUACAUACUUGUGGAAUAAAUAAGGACCUGAAUGA